Molecule: messenger RNA, 1393 nt
Organism: Mangifera indica (mango)
Lineage: Eukaryota; Viridiplantae; Streptophyta; Magnoliopsida; Sapindales; Anacardiaceae
Exons: 3
Coding region: 315-1271 (318 amino acids)
Source: RefSeq, a predicted model, not a curated record
UAAUAAUCAAUAAAUUUUCAACCUACUUGUGUGCUAUGCAAAAUCUGGGCAACAACCCAUCUGUGACUAAAUUCAGCAGUCUUUACUGAAAUGGCCGUACUGUUUCUUGCAUCCCUUAGUUUUGAAAUAAAAUUUUCUACACUCAUAAAUGUUAACAGUUGAGAGUUGAAUGAGCAGGAUUAGGCAAGCUUAUUUAUUUUUUACUUCCUCUCUCUGACAAGUGCAACUGAGAUUGGAAAGCACAGAGCACUUUCUCUCUUUCUUUCUUUCUUUCUUGCGUGGUUGGCCUCUUAAACAUCUCAAAUUUAAGUUCCAUGGAUUGGUUAUGCAGCAGGCUCCCCCUCUUCACAGCUUUUCUCAUUCUUGCAGCUGCCAUUGAUGCAAUUCUAGCAGAUACCACCGUCUCUGGCACUGUUUUCUGUGACCGAUGCAAAGAUGGCCAGUUGUCCCUCUUUGAUUAUCCUGUUUCUGGAAUUAAAGUUACGGUCACCUGUCCUGAUAGCGAUGGACAAAUCACAAUGUCCAGGGAAGAGACAACAAAUUGGCUUGGCAAUUAUGCAAUGAAAUUUGAUGGCACCCCAAACUUAGGCAAUUGUUAUGCUCAGGUUUCUGGCAGUGACCAAGAAUCUACUUGUGGUGCAGCUGCUGGUCCUGCCAAAAAUCUUAGACUUAUGUUCCUGAUGUUUGAUAUGAAAAUGUAUGUUGUGGAUUCCUUGCUCACUCAACCUGCUUACCCCAUGUCAUUCUGCCCAAGGUCAUCUACCCCAAAUCCAGUAUUGCCUCCGGUCACACCUGUGAUUAGGCCUCCUUCUCCAAGGUCCACUCCAAUUUUCAACCUUCCACCAUUGCCUCCAUUGCCCCCAUUGCCCCCAAUGCCCCCACUGCCCUUCACUGAAGCAUCAGCAUGCCCCCAUCAGAACUGGACGAUGCCAGAGUACAAAUGUUACUGGAGAGGGCUGAGUCCUGAUGCAGAAGUAGCACUUGUUUUCGGACCAGUGGCAGCACAACGAUAUGGGACAAAUAUGACACUGUGGGAAGGGCUGCAAGGGAGAGGAGACCCUUAUACAACUCUGUUAAGAGAAGCAAUAACUGCACUAUUAAACUCAUAUAAUAGUCUUGAAUUUCCUUAUAAUACAGUUGGUGUUGUGACUCAUACGAAUUGGGCAUUGAUGGGAUCUUCCAGGAGUAUUCUCCUGACAGCUCUCAGGUUUCUGAGGGCUAAUUCAGGCUCACCUAGCAAUGUCUCUUGCAAACUCACCCCUUGCAAGUGAUGGGCAAUUAUAGCUAGCUGUUUCCUUUAAAUUAAAUAUAUUAUUCACCUACUUUGUAGUGAUCCUAUAUAUUCUUCUAAAUUACAUAGCUAUAUAAUUUCUGUGUUAUUUUUAUUCACUGA